Molecule: messenger RNA, 2734 nt
Organism: Zea mays
Lineage: Eukaryota; Viridiplantae; Streptophyta; Magnoliopsida; Poales; Poaceae
Biological process (GO): SCF-dependent proteasomal ubiquitin-dependent protein catabolic process
Cellular component (GO): SCF ubiquitin ligase complex
Source: RefSeq, marked provisional
CCUCCGUCCCCCACCGCGCCUCCGCUCCCCAGAUCCCCCAAUCCCUAACCCUAGCGCCACCCACGGCGUGCUCCGCCUCGCCUUCCUCCUCCUUCUCCUCCUCCUCCGCGUCCGGCAUGCGGGACGCGGGGGAGGACGACGACUCCGACUCCCCGCCGUCGCAGAUGUCGGAGGACGACCCCGGCGCCGGCGCCGGCGACAGGUGGGAGCCGGAUCUGAGGGGCGGGGGCGGCAGGCGGGCGCCGCCGGACCAGGUGCUGGGGAACGUGCUCGAGACCGUGCUCCAGUUCCUCACCGCCGCGCGCGACCGCAACGCCGCCUCGCUCGUCUGCCGCUCCUGGUACCAGGCCGAGGCGCAGACGCGCCGCGAGCUCUUCAUCGGCAACUGCUACGCCGUCUCGCCGCGCCGCGCCGUCGAGCGCUUCGGCGGCCUGCGCGCCGUCGUGCUCAAGGGCAAGCCCCGCUUCGCCGACUUCAGCCUCGUGCCCUACGGCUGGGGCGCCUACGUCUCCCCCUGGGUGGCCGCGCUCGGCCCCGCCUACCCUUGCCUCGAGCGCAUCUGCCUCAAGCGGAUGACCGUCUCCGACGACGACCUCGCGCUCGUCGCCACCUCCUUCCCCUGCUUCAGGGACCUCUCCCUCGUGUGCUGCGACGGCUUCAGCACGCUCGGGCUCGCCGUCGUCGCCGAGCGCUGCCGGCAUCUUCGUGUGCUGGAUCUGAUUGAAGACUACGUCGAGGAUGAUGAGGACGAGCUGGUGGAUUGGAUCUCCAAGUUCCCAGAGUGCAACACCUCUCUGGAGUCGCUUGUCUUCGACUGUGUCAGCGUCCCGUUCAACUUUGAGGCCCUGGAGGCACUUGUCGCACGCUCACCGGCUCUGCGCCAGUUGCGUGUGAACCACCAUGUGUCAGUAGAGCAGCUGCGCCGUCUCAUGGCAAGAGCACCCCAGCUCACGCACUUUGGAACCGGUGCAUUCCGAUCUGAGGGCGCCCCUGGUGGGGGUUUGGCUGUGACUGAGCUUGCUACAUCUUUUGCUGCAUCCAGGUCUCUCAUUUGUCUAUCAGGUUUCCGGGAGGUCGAUCCAGAAUACCUCCCAGCGAUCUACCCUGUCUGUGCCAAGCUCACGUCACUAAACUUCAGCUUUGCAAGCCUAACCGCUGCGGAACUCAAGCCAGUUAUUCGCAACUGCACCAAUCUUCGCACUUUUUGGGUCCUUGAUACUGUUGGCGAUGAAGGCCUACGUGCUGUGGCUGAUGCAUGCUCUGAUCUCCGUGAGCUGAGAGUUUUUCCUUUGGAUGCCUCUGAGGAUUCUGAGGGUUCGGUCUCAGAUGUCGGUCUUGAGGCAAUCUCAAAAGGCUGCCGGAAGCUAGAAUCAAUCCUCUACUUUUGCCAGCGGAUGACAAAUGCAGCAGUAAUUGAUAUGUCGAAGAACUGUCCCGAGCUUGUAGUGUUCCGCCUCUGCAUUAUGGGCCGCCACCGCCCUGACCGGGUCACCGGGGAGCCCAUGGACGAAGGUUUUGGCGCAAUUGUGAUGAACUGCAAGAAACUCACCAGGCUUUCGGUCUCUGGCCUGCUUACCGAUAAAGCCUUUGCGCACAUUGGAAAACAUGGGAAGCUAAUAAAGACCCUCUCCGUCGCCUUCGCCGGGAACAGUGACAUGUCCCUCCAGUAUGUAUUCGAGGGGUGCACCAAGUUGCAGAAGCUUGAGGUCAGAGACAGCCCUUUCAGUGACAGGGGGCUGCUCUCCGGACUGGACUACUUCUACAACAUGAGGUUCCUAUGGAUGAACUCAUGCAGGCUGACGAUGAGGGGCUGUAGAGAUGUAGCUCGGCAGAUGCAAAAUCUGGUGGUCGAAGUAAUUAAGGACCACUCCGAAGAUGAAGGGGAGGGGGAGACCGUUGACAAGCUGUACUUGUAUCGGUCGCUGGCAGGACCGAGGGAUGAUGCUCCGCCAUUUGUUACCCUCUUGUAGCACUGGUAUUUGAAGGACAGCCCCGCACCGUACUGACGGACAUGUUUGUUAGGUCAUUCCUUACCAUCAAGUUGCCAUGGCCAGCGAGGGAAAGCGUAGCGUCCCGUGGGUGAUAUUCACAAGUUGCUGCAGGAGCGCUCGUGUAAAAUCAAGUAAAGAACCUGCCGAUUAUUCCUUGGAACUUGAUCUGGCAUGGGGGCGGCAUCCAGAGUUGGGGCAGUUGAGGAGCACAUCCAGACCUAGUAUAGCAGUGAUGGGUAGUAACUGAUUGCACAGGAACUGACUGCACACUGACUCCAGUCAGCAGGCUCCGGAUGGUUCUUUGGCAGUGGCACCCAAGUCUCCAGUUAUUUACUUUGCCAUCUUCCGUUCCAUUUUUUCAGCUCAGACCAAGGAAUGGCGGCGGCGCUGGUGCGUGCUGCCUAUGCCCGGAAGCUUCAAUGGCUCAACCGGCCAUUAAUUAUGAGUUGUAGUGGAUCCAAAACUCAAUUCCGCUAUUUUUCUCCCCCUCCCAUUGUUUUUAGCACUCCAGAGUUAUUUUUGUAGACCUGUAGUGUAGACCACCACCACUACCCCUUUCCUCCGUCCCACGCCCUCUGCUAUUUUAUAUCAAGAAGCUACUGGAGGAGACCUGGGAAUUCGAUCGGCAUUUGCUUGGUUCGUGCCCCCACCCACCCCCUGGCGGCUGCUCGUCAACGUCACUGUUCCAUUGCUUGCCAGUUGCCAUGAUCGUCGUGCUCCUAGAUAUUAUGAGCUCGACCUCG